AUGGAUGAACACGAGGGGUAUUUCAUGUUAAAUCGACCACUUUUGAACCCGACUCCUUUCGAUUUGGGUGCCAUUAUUGUCGUUUAUAUCUCCAAACGUACGUUAAUACAAAACAAAACAACUUCUCAUAUUUAUAACGUUAAAACGCAAAGUGUUAUUGAGAUCAGAACUACUUGUGUUGUGAUGUCAGACGACAGCUCUGUUUCAUCAAGCCAAGAUUUGGUUCUUGCACAUGAUGAAGAUAUGAAUGAACAAGAACCUGAAACUGAGUUAGGACGUGUACAGAAUGUUCAAGAGAUAAAAAAUCAAUUGAUUGCCGAGUGCAAUAAACGUCCCUAUCUCGAUGGUACAUUUUUUAUACCGGAUUUGGAAAAAUCUUCCAUCGAUGGUACGGUUGUUGGCAUUUGCCAAAUUUGCAAAAAAGAUCAUAAUAAGAAUCAUAGCAUUCGUGGAUCACUGAAAGCUCUUUCUAAUUAUAUUUCUCACAUAAAGACAGUUCACGGUAAUAAGAAAAAAGAUUAUGAUAAAUACGUCACCGAAAAGAAAAAUCAAAAAAUUACAGAAGAAAAAGAUAAUACUAAAACUAUGUGCAAAUUUUCUCAGGCGGUUUUUGAAGCAAAUAUUAUUAAUUGGAUAUUAGAAACCUUGGUUCCUUUCAACGCAGUGGAGUCACCAUCUUUCAGGAAAAUUUUUGAUGAUAUGCAUAUCAAAAAUCGUGGUAUGCCUCUUCGACAUUUAUCAGCUAGGACAGUAGCACGGAAAAUCGAAGAUACAUUUAAACAUAAUAUGUUGUCUUUGAAAAAUAUGAUUAAAAGUGCACAAUAUGUUUGUAUCACAGCUGACACUUGGUCCUCCAAAAGCCGUCGUUUUAUUGGCAUGACUGUUCACUGGGUCAGCGAAUUAGAAGUGCCGCAAUGUGAAAUAGAUGAAGACGACUGUAUAGAGGCUGAAGAUUUUGAAAGCAGGCCUGAUAAUUGUCCAGUAGAAACACUUGCACAUCACAUACGCUGCGCCAGUCACAUCCUUAAUCUAGUUGCUACGACAGAUGUUAUGAAAAUUAUUGCUGCAACAGAAUCAUUGCAGUCGAAUUACACAACUUUACUUGAUCAAAGUUUAAAGAGACCUGUCGCAACGCGAUGGAAUUCUUUGUAUGAUUCAUUGAUGCAGAUUUUCGGCUUACAAGAGAAGAUUUUAUCAAAUAUGGAGGCUUUGAAUCCAGAUAAAACUUUAGACAGAGAUGAUUUCAGGUUCAUGGAGGAGUUUCUUCAUUGUCAUCGUCCUAUUGCUCAAGCUCUGGAUAUUCUACAAGGAGAUAAAGUAGCCUCGUAUGGAUUCCUUCUUCCAACACUGAUUUCAACGAAAAACAGGCUAAUAGAAUGUCAAAAACUAAAUUUUCAAUAUUGUGACGACCUCGUCAAUGGAUUGAUUACAGCAUUAGAAACUCGUUUCAAAAAUAUGUUUGAAGUUGUUGAGGAAGGCCGAAAUGCUGCAAUUGCUGCUGCAACCCAUCCCCAGUUUAAAUUGGAAUGGUUAAAAAGUUUACCUGACCAUGCAAAAAUUAAUGUUCUGGAAGCAUUGAAGGAGGCUAUAACAUCUAUUGUAAAUAAUGAUAACCAAAGACACCAGGAACAAGCCAACGAUCAAGUUGAUAAUAGUUUCUUCUUAUUUACUCCACAUCCUGAUCAUACAACGAAUGAUGAAACAGUGUUAGGAACUUGGGAUCAAUAA
Molecule: messenger RNA, 1728 nt
Organism: Cotesia congregata
Lineage: Eukaryota; Metazoa; Arthropoda; Insecta; Hymenoptera; Braconidae
Source: the annotation of a GenBank genome assembly